AAGUUAUAAAUUUCAAAAUGGCGCCGUUCUACAAAAACAAUGGCUGCUGAUUAACUUUUAUCGGUUUGGUGUUCAAAAUAUUGAAUAAAAUGGACAAUUUGUGCACCGCUUGCCUUAGCAAGGACAGGCAGCUAUAUAAACUGCAGAAUUUACAUACUAUUUACUACACUUUGGUCCCAGGAGUUGAAAUAAACCUCCCCGAGGUGCAGCUGUGCUGGGAGUGUCGGUGCAUGCUGCGGAGAUGCCACCAGUUCCAGAGGAACGUCCUCGCUGCACGGGACAUACUGGUCGCGCACUUCUUCAACCCAAAUGUGGAUACAUUCGGCUUUGGAGUGGAGCUGCCACUCCAGACAGAAUCCUUCUCCAAACUAACCAAAACCGCACCAAAACAUGAAGACUUCACAAUCAGCUAUGACAAACCAUCUGAACCGACUGACCUGGAGCCUUCAGACUCCAAGAGCAAAGAGAUAAACCCUACAGUAACAACAACGAAUGAGGAAAUCAAACAAAUAGACUCUGUUAAAGUAGAAAUGCUCCCUGAUGAUGAAGAUUGUAUGGAUACUAUGGAUAUAGAGCAACCGUUUACACCGGCUCCUAUAGAAGACCCACUAUCCGAUGUGCCUUCACCAGCGUUCACAGAAGUCAAUAUCAAACCAUUGCAGAUACUCAACAAAGAAACAACCACGAAACAGCCUCUAGUAGUAAACAAAGUCGUUGCAUCUCCAGUCGUGACAAAGAAACUGAUACCGGUUCAAAAGCUACCGGGUACGAGUAAGACGUUGAAAAAGAUUCAGAUACCACCGCAUGUGGCGAAGCAACUACAGUUGUUAGCUUCGAGUAGCACUAAACCGGUGCAAGUGAGAAUAGGAAAUAGUAGCGAGUUUAAAAAUCUUGUUCUUGUGAAAAAAGGUGAUGUGCCACCGCUAGUUAGUGUUGCUAGUGAGAACAAAGUUGAAGUUAAAGAAGAAGAGACUAAGGAGGAGGAAAAGAAAGAAGUCAAACCAAAGAUGAAGGUGGUCAAGAGAAAGGUGAAAACUAAUGUUGCAGUGAAAGCGAAAUCCGAGCUUCUUAAGAAAAAGCUAUUGUCUCGCUUGCGCAAGAAGCCGCCGCCGCCGCCGGCGCAGGACGACGACCCCACGCCCAGCGUCGACGCCACCUACCAGCGGUUCUCAAACAUGCUGCGGACUAGCCUGCCUGAGGACCACCGGAAUCAUGUUCGGGUACUAGUGAUGACAGACGACGAAAUGAACGAGCGCCGAGACGAGAUGCGUCUAGAACCACAGUUCGUGAACUCGCAGUGGAAGUGUGAAACCUGCAUUAUAGGAUACUACUCGGAGCAGCAGCUUGAAGACCAUAACAAGGCUAAGCAUUUUGUUCGGGAGCUCGAGCUGGUCUGCCCCGUGUGCCGCGCCUACAUCCCCGAGCACAUGUACAGCUUCCACUAUGGCCGGCACAGAGUGUCGUACGUUUGUCUGUUGUGCGACGAGAAGUUGUAUGAGCCGAAGAGGGUUAAAGAACACAUGAGGGCUCACAAUAAGGUGGAGACCACGGAGUUUCGGUGCAAUGUUUGUCAGAAGGUUUUCAACUCGAAGCACCGUCGCAAGGUGCACAAGGAGAAGGAGCACGCGCCUGUAGAGGAGUACACGUGCGAGGUGUGCGGCAAGACCUUCGACAGACGCUGGUCGUGGAAGGACCACGUCAAGCGCCACAACAUCCCGAACGACCCGGUGGAGUGCCACGUGUGUCACAAGACAUACAAGAACUCUAUCACAUUCGCCAUGCACUAUAGGAAUGUCCACAAGCGCGCGACGGGCGAGAAGGUCCGCUGCGAGCAGUGCGACAUGCAGUUCGUGAACGCGACGUGUCUCAACAUGCAUCUCAAGUAUUCGAGGAAGCACGCUGAUCCGGCGAAUUUCAAACACAUCUGCUACUCGUGCGGCAAGGGCUUCAUGUUCGAGCGCCAGAUGAAGGACCACAUCGACUACGUGCACACGGGCCGCACCGACCACGUCUGCAAGUACUGUAGCAAGAUGUACAGCAGCGCGGGCGGCCUGCGCAAGCACAUGAAGUUCGUUCACGAGGGGGGAAAGUACGAGAAGAAUAAAGUUUGCACUAUAUGUGGGAAGAGUUUUACGCAGGCGGCAGCCCUUCGUCAACAUAUGAACAUUCACAACAAUACAAGACCCUACCAAUGCAAGGUCUGCGCAACCUCAUUCAAGAACCACGGCGCCCUCUACACACAUUACAAACUGAAACACCUAAAACUGAAGAAAGAAGACAAGAUAUGCAUUCGCAAUCUCGGAAAAGAGGGCCAGAGAGUGAUGACUUACGACCCUCCACCUACUUCCAGUCUUAUGAUGGCACAGGAACCGUUAGAUUAGACAUGGUGUUCCCCAAGGAGCUUUGUUGGGUCCGGUGUUGUUUAUAAUUAAUGUUAAACUCGAUAGAAUGAAUUUUGGUGUCUCCACCAGAACCUUUAUGUACAAGCGGUGUCUAUUUGGAUCAAUUUCUGUAAAUACGAAUGAUCCGCCUGCCUCUAGUCUUAUAAUGGCGCAGGAACCGCUAGAUUAGGCAUGGUGUUCCGCAAGGUGUUGUCUUGGGUUCGGUGUUGUUUAUAGUUAAUGUUAAAAGUGACAAUGGAAUUUGGGGAUGUUAUCUGUAACUGAAGAAAGAAUUCAUGGAAUACCCCAGGGCGUUGUAUUUAGCCCGUCACUGUUUAUACCUAAUCAUUUUUAAAUCGGCAAGAUGAAAUUGUAAGAUCGUUUUUUUAUGUGUGUAGAUUCUGCCACGAAAUAUCGGGACAGCUACUGUUUAGCUAAAUAUUAACGUAGUUUAAAUGUAAAUUGUUAGUGUAUUAGACUUAAAACUUACCGCUCGUGGCUAUUUAUCGAGUUCAUACCUAUUAUUGUUAUACCUACAUAGUUUGAUUGUUCGUAAAUGAGUUUUAAAAUCCUUAUUUGUUUAUAAUUACGUAACUUUCCUAACUGUAUAUGUAGGAAUUGUGAGGUGCGUAAAAUGUAAAGAAGUAGAGUAUCUAGAAUAAAUGAAGUAAUUAAAAUA
Molecule: messenger RNA, 3060 nt
Organism: Plutella xylostella (diamondback moth)
Lineage: Eukaryota; Metazoa; Arthropoda; Insecta; Lepidoptera; Plutellidae
Source: RefSeq, a predicted model, not a curated record